CCAUUUUUUUUUUCUCCUCAUCUAUUAUUUUUUAUUUUAUUUUUUUAUUUUUUAAAAAAAAAGAGAAAAAUAGAAAUGGAUUCUCAACUUAUUAAAACAGUAAAUAAACUUCAGGAUGCAUUUGCAACUGUCGGUGUUCAUAAUCCUGUUGAUUUACCACAGAUUGCCGUCAUUGGUUCACAAUCGAGUGGUAAAAGUUCAGUUCUUGAAAACAUUGUAGGAAGAGACUUUUUGCCACGAGGAACAGGCAUAGUCACACGUAGACCGCUUAUUCUUCAAUUAAUCAAUCGACCUGCUUCCGCUCGUUCUAAAGAAACAGCAGAGUCACCAACCACUGAUGCACAGGAAAACGCUGACGAAUGGGGCGAGUUUCUUCAUCUUCCCGGUCAAAAGUUUUACAAUUUUAACAAAAUUCGUGAUGAAAUCGUCAAGGAUACAGAACUGAAGACGGGUAAAAACUUGGGUAUUUCACCUCAACCCAUUAAUUUGCGUAUCUUUUCGCCCAAUGUCUUGACGUUGACCUUGAUUGAUUUGCCCGGUCUCACUAAAGUUCCUGUUGGAGACCAACCAAAGGACAUUGAACGACAAAUUCGUGACAUGAUUCUCAAAUAUAUUACAAAACCAAAUGCAAUUAUUUUAGCCGUAACGGCAGCAAACACAGAUUUAGCCAAUUCAGAUGGUCUCAAGUUGGCAAGGGAAGUGGAUCCUGAAGGCUUGAGGACUAUUGGUGUAUUGACCAAAGUCGAUUUAAUGGAUCAAGGUACAGAUGUGAUUGAUAUCUUAGCAGGUCGUGUCAUUCCCUUGAGAUUGGGUUAUGUUCCUGUCGUAAACCGUGGUCAACGUGAUAUUGAGUCAAAAAAAUCAAUUUCAAAGGCAUUGAGUGCUGAACGUGAAUUUUUUGAAAAUCAUCCAUCCUAUCGCAGUAAAGCCCAAUAUUGUGGUACACCUUUCUUGGCUCGUAAAUUGAAUAUGAUUUUGAUGCAUCAUAUUCGCAAUACCUUACCUGAAAUUAAAGCCAAAAUUCAAUCUGCAUUAACAAAGUAUCAACAAGAACUAUUGCAGUUAGGUGAACCUAUCUCGGAUGGUAGCUCUUCAGGACAAGCUAAUCUUGUUUUAAAUAUCAUCACUGAAUUUUGUACAGAGUUUCGAACUAUUAUUGAUGGUAACUCCAAUGACUUGACAAGUUUUGAGUUAUCAGGUGGUGCACGUAUUAGCUUUGUCUUCCACGAGCUUUAUGCAAAUGGUGUUAAAAGUAUUGACCCUCUUGAACAAAUCAAGGAUGUGGAUAUUCGUACUAUUCUCUAUAAUUCUUCAGGUUCUUCUCCGGCUCUCUUUGUCGCUACCACAGCUUUUGAGGUUAUUAUUAAACAGCAGAUCAAGCGAUUAGAGGAUCCAAGUAUCAAAUGUAUUAAUAUGGUAUACGAUGAAUUGGUUCGUAUCUUGAGUCAGUUACUGAACAAACAAUUUUUUAAACGAUUCCCUGCACUUAAAGAAAGAUUCUAUCAAGUCGUUUUAUCAUUUUUUAAGAAAGCCUUGAAUCCUACGAGUAAACUUGUCACUGAUCUUGUUUCUAUGGAAGCAUGUUAUAUUAAUACAGCACAUCCAGAUUUCUUAAGUGGUCAUCAAGCCAUUGCUCUAGUGAAUGAACAAUUACAACAUAAGAAUAGUAGCACUGAUAAACAACAACCACAGAAUCGUCAACAACAGUUAGCAACAGUUAAUAAUCUUACAGUAGAUAAUAAUGAUUCUUCAUUUUUUGGCAGCUUCUUUUCUGGGCCUAAAAAAGCUAAAAAAGGAAGUGCCCUUAUGGAAGCACCUCCUACUACCUUGAAGGCUGUGGGCGCGUUAUCGGAGCGAGAAUUUAUGGAAACAGAAGUGAUUAAAUUAUUAAUUCAGUCUUAUUAUAAUAUUGUGAAGCGUACAAUGAUUGAUAUGGUUCCUAAAGCCAUCAUGUUGAAUUUAGUGAAUCAUGCUAAAGAAGAGCUUCAACGUGAAUUGUUGGCUGAACUUUACAAGGCAGAUGUCCUCACCGAUCUUCUUCAAGAAUCUGAAUUUACACAACAAAGAAGAAAGGAAUGUAAAAAAAUGAUUGAAGCACUACAGAAGGCAGAUGAAAUUGUUGGCUCUGUUUAAUACCAUUAUUUGAUUGUGUAUGCACUUGAUUAAAAAAUGAUAUACAUAUAAUUGCUUAUUUUAUUUUAUUUUUCUGUUCCUUGAAUAAUUUGUGGCGCUAACCAAUCACUAAAAUUAGUUUUUGUGACUAG
Messenger RNA from Cokeromyces recurvatus, 2264 nucleotides. RefSeq names its product Dynamin central region-domain-containing protein. Gene Ontology annotation, biological process: peroxisome organization. Gene Ontology annotation, cellular component: peroxisome; membrane; cytoplasm. The transcript is spliced from 6 exons. Lineage: Eukaryota; Fungi; Mucoromycota; Mucoromycetes; Mucorales; Mucoraceae. The record is from RefSeq and is a predicted model, not a curated record. Bases 76 to 2133 code for a protein of 685 amino acids. Gene Ontology annotation, molecular function: GTP binding; GTPase activity; microtubule binding.